AGCGCGUGCGCACGGAGGUUCUGCGCUUGUCAUCAUGGCGACGCGGGGCCAUGUGCAGGACCCUAACGACAGGCGCCUCCGGCCCAUUUAUGAUUAUCUUGACAAUGGGAAUAAUAAAAUGGCAAUUCAGCAAGCAGAUAAAUUGUUAAAGAAACAUAAGGAUCUUCACUGUGCUAAGGUUCUAAAAGCCAUUGGUUUACAGAGGACUGGAAAACAGGAGGAGGCCUUUACCUUGGCACAGGAGGUGGCUGCCCUUGAGCCGACAGAUGACAACUCAUUACAGGCACUAACCAUUCUUUACCGGGAGAUGCAUCGACCGGAGUUAGUUACAAAACUUUACGAGGCAGCUGUGAAGAAAGUUCCCAAUAGUGAGGAGUAUCACUCUCACCUCUUCAUGGCCUAUGCCAGAGUGGGUGAAUACAAGAAGAUGCAACAGGCUGGCAUGGCUCUCUAUAAGAUUGUCCCCAAAAACCCUUACUACUUUUGGUCUGUGAUGAGCUUAAUUAUGCAAUCUAUAUCAGCACAGGAUGAAAACCUCUCAAAAACAAUGUUUCUGCCCCUUGCUGAGAGAAUGGUAGAAAAAAUGGUGAAAGAGGACAAGAUUGAAGCUGAAGCUGAAGUUGAACUUUAUUAUAUGAUCCUGGAACGAUUGGGAAAGUACCAGGAAGCCUUGGAUGUCAUUAGAGGGAAAUUAGGAGAGAAGUUGACAAGUGAGCUUCAGAGUCGGGAAAACAAGUGCAUGGCUAUGUACAAGAAGCUGAGCAGGUGGCCUGAGUGCAACGCCCUUUCCCAGCGCCUCUUACUGAAAAACUCAGAUGACUGGCAGUUCUAUAUGACUUACUUUGAUUCUGUCUUUCGACUUAUUGAAGAGGCCUGGACACCUCCUGCUGAAGGUGAACAUUCGUUAGAAGGAGAAGUACAUUAUUCUGCAGAAGAAGCUGUGAAGUUUAUAGAAGAUCGGAUAACAGAAGAAUCUAAAAGUUCUAGACAUCUCCGGGGACCACACCUGGCUAAACUAGAGCUGAUCAGACGUUUACGAAAUCAAGGUUUUAACGAUGAGUACAAGCUGGGUGACCCAGAAGAAUUAAUGUUCCAGUAUUUUAAAAAGUUUGGUGAUAAACCAUGUUGUUUUACAGACCUUAAGGUGUAUGUUGACCUCUUGCCUGCUUCACAGUGUACAAAAUUUAUUAACCAGCUCCUUGGCGUCGUUCCUUUAUCAACACCAGCAGAGGGUAAGCUUGCACUGCCUGCUGACAUCCGAGCUCUGCAGCAGCACUUGUGUGUGGUGCAGCUGACGAGAUUACUUGGCUUGUACCAUACCAUGGAUAAAAGCCAGAAGUUGAAUGUGGUCAGAGAACUGAUGUUGAGGUAUCAGCAUGGACUAGAAUUUGGAAAAUCCUGCUUGAAAACAGAAUUGCAGUUUUCUGACUAUUACUGUCUUCUUGCUGUCCAUGUGCUUAUUGAUAUAUGGAGAGAAACAGAUGAGGAGACUGCUGUGUGGCAGGCCCUGACUUUGCUGGAAGAAGGACUAACCCACAGCCCUUCCAAUGCUCAAUUCAAGUUGCUGCUUAUUCGAAUCUACUGUAUGCUGGGUGCAUUUGAACCAGUGGUGGAUCUUUACUCCAGCCUCGAUGCUAAGCACAUCCAGCACGACACCAUUGGUUAUCUUUUGACGCGCUACGCAGAAUCACUAGGUCAGUAUGCUGCUGCAUCCCAGUCCUGUAACUUCGCACUCAGGUUUUUCCACUCCAACCAGAAAGAUACCUCAGAAUAUAUUAUUCAAGCUUACAAAUAUGGUGCAUUUGAGAAGAUCCCAGAGUUUAUCGCUUUUAGGAAUAGGCUGAAUAAUUCUCUUCAUUUUGCACAAGUUCGUACUGAACGGAUGCUGUUAGACCUUCUACUUGAAGCAAAUAUAUCAACAAGCUUAGCAGAAAGUAUAAAGUCAAUGAAUAUUAGGCCAGAAGAAGAUGACAUUCCAUGGGAAAACCUGAGAGACAACAGAGACUUAAAUGUGUUCUUCAGCUGGGAUCCAAAAGACAGGGAUAUUUCUGAAGAACAUAAGAAACUUUCCCUGGAGGAAGAGACAACGUGGCUAAGAAUCCGGUCCUUAACACUGAGGCUGAUCAGUGGCCUUCCUGGUCUUAACCAUCCAGUGGAGCCAAAGAACUCAGAGAAGACUGCUGAAAAUGGUGUGUCCUCCCGGAUGGACAUUGUUCGCUUGCUCCUCCAACAGCUAGAAUUUGCCGUGGAGACGGGAAAGAGAUUUAUUGAGAGGGAAAUUCAGUAUCCUUUCCUUGGUCCUGUACCAACCAGAAUGGGUGGAUAUUUUAACUCUGGCAGUUCUCAGUGCCAGAUAAGUUCCUUUUAUCUUGUUAAUGAUGUAUAUGAGCUGGAUACCAAUGGAUUAGAGGAUACAAUGGAGAUACAGGAUCGAAUAGAGACUAGUCUUAAGUCUUUACUCGAACAAUUAAAAGAUGUCUUCAGUAAGUGUAAAGGCAACCUCCUUGAAGUCAAAGGUGGUAACUUGCAAACACACCCUAUUCUUUUAGAAAAUCUCGUCUUCUUUGUUGAGACUAUUUCUAUUAUCCUUUGGGUCUCCAGUUACUGUGAGAGUGUCCUGCGACCAUACAAAAUAAAUAUACAGAAAAAGAAAAAGAAGAAAAAAGAAACUAGCAUCAUGAUGCCCUCUGUGUUCACCUGUUUCCAAGACUAUGUUACUGGACUUCAGACAUUAAUUUCCAAUGUUGUGGAUCAUAUUAAAGGACUUGAAGCACAUCUAAUUGCACUUAAACUUGAAGAACUUAUUUUAGAAGAUACUUCUUUCUCUCUGGAAGAGAAAAAAUUUUCAAAGACUGUGCAGGGGAAGGUGCAGAGCAGUUACCUGCAUUCACUUCUGGAAAUGGGAGAGCUGCUGAAAAAAAGACUGGAGACCACAAAGAAACUAAAAAUUUAAGGAUGUGUGCACCACAUGCACCACUGACUCUUGACCAUCUUCCCAGGCAGAAGCAGCAUCUGGUUGACCAUCAUUGUAAUCCAGAACUUCCUCAUAAAAUGCAUGAAGGACUUUGAUCGUGAAUUAUUUUUUUGAGGUAUUAAAUAUAAACAAUUGAUUAAAUUAUUGUAUAUAAAGCAGAAGCAGGACCUUUGUCUGGGUUUGACCACUUUUAUACAUGUUCAUAUGCAAAUAGCAGCAACAAGAGAACCCACUUCCCUCCUAUCACCAGAAGCAUCUGGGAUGGGUGUUUCUGUACAAGCAGCAAUAGAAAUUAACUGUAAAGUCUUGACCUUGGAGCAGCUGAAUUGCCCUCUCGUCAGGGCAGUAGGAGUUUUGGUAUGGUUCUUGAGCCAUAAGAGACAGAAAGAUGCAAAUGUGGACAUGACUGGGAGUGGGGUCCUUUCUACUAUAGCAGGUGCUUCAUUGUGAGGCCUCCACAGCUGUGUGGUCCCCACAGAACCAAGUCUGUAGACCAAAAGGUCUCAGGUGAAAUUUGGCAUAAGCACAUGCCACUGCAGGGCACCAUGUAUGACUCAGGCGCUCAGCUUUUGGCUUCCUUGUCCUGCUAGCCAAGACAUACCCAUCCUAGCUCCUGUGCGGGUUAGGGUUGUAUUUAAGUGAUAUAGAUAGACCACCUGAUUUGUAAGUCUGCUGAGAGCUACCUUGCUGUUGUUGGUUAUAUGGCAAAAUGGGAAUGACUGUUGUCAAGAGAGGUGUACAUAUUUUACACAGGCAACUCUGAUGCUUAUUUCAUCUGUUUUGUGAAAUCAUAUGCUGCAGUAAUUCAAGGAAGGAGUUUGUAUAUUAUGAGUUUGACCUAGAUUUUAAAUUUUGGGUUGGCAAGAAAAGUUAUCCAAUGACUCUGAUGUUCAGUCUACUUUCUUUAAACUUAAGAAUUCUGGUAAUAUGGUUUCUACUUUGUUCACCUUGAGCUUUCCUUCCCAAGACUGUAAUAGGUUGAUCUUGCUUUUGAAUAUGUUACAGUUUUUUUGAUAAUU
Molecule: messenger RNA, 3993 nt
Organism: Jaculus jaculus (lesser Egyptian jerboa)
Lineage: Eukaryota; Metazoa; Chordata; Mammalia; Rodentia; Dipodidae
Gene: Naa25
Product: N-alpha-acetyltransferase 25, NatB auxiliary subunit
Exons: 24
Coding region: 35-2953 (972 amino acids)
Biological process (GO): N-terminal peptidyl-methionine acetylation
Cellular component (GO): NatB complex; cytoplasm
Molecular function (GO): protein-N-terminal amino-acid acetyltransferase activity; protein binding
Source: RefSeq, a predicted model, not a curated record